AUGGGCGUCAUGGACCUCCCCGGCGGUCGGCGCACCUACGCCCAGGAGAUGGAGUUCCUGGAGCGCGUCACGCCGACGCAGUGGCGCGUGCGCGAGGGCUUCGUUCCCAACAUGCGCGUCCCCGGCGUCUUCUACGUGAACAAGCACCUCGAGACGCUCAUGUUCGACGAGCUCCGUCAGCACGUGGACCGCGGCGACGUCGGCGGCUUCCUCCCCGCGGUCAAGCAGCUCGCCAACGUCGCCUGCCUCCCCGGCAUCGUCAGCAAGAGCAUCGCGCUCCCGGACGUCCACUCCGGGUACGGCUUCGCCAUAGGAAACGUCGCCGCCUUCGACAUGUCCGACCCAAACGCGGUCGUCUCCCCCGGCGGCGUGGGCUUCGACAUCAACUGCGGCGUCAGGGUGGUCCGCACCAACCUGCACGAGCGCGACGUGACGGACAUCAAGGAGAAGCUCGCGCAGUCCCUCUUCGAUCACAUCCCGGUGGGCGUGGGUUCGCAGGGCAUCAUACCCACGUCUCCCGCGGGGCUCGAAGCCGCGCUCGAGAUGGGCAUGGACUGGUCCCUGCGCGAGGGAUACGCGUGGGCGGAGGACAAGGAACACUGCGAGGAGUACGGGCGGAUGCUCAACGCGGAUCCCAACAAGGUGAGCGCGCGGGCGAAGAAGCGGGGGCUGCCGCAGAUGGGCACGCUCGGCGCCGGGAACCACUACGCCGAGAUCCAGGUGGUGGACGAGAUAUUCGACAAGCACGCGGCGGAUAAGAUGGGCAUCGAGCGUUUGGGGCAGGUGAUGGUGAUGAUACACUCGGGGAGCCGCGGGCUCGGGCACCAGGUGGCGACGGACGCGCUGACGGAGAUGGAACGCGCGAUGGCUCGCGACGGGAUCCUCGUCAACGAUCGCCAGCUGGCGUGUGCCAAGAUCUCAUCGCCCGAGGGCCAGAACUACCUCAGCGCCAUGUCGUGCGCGGCGAACUACGCGUGGGUGAACCGGAGCUCGAUGACGUUCCUGUGCAGGCAGGCGUUCGCCAAGAUGUUCGAUCAAACCCCGGACGACCUGGACAUGCACGUCGUGUACGACGUGUCUCACAACAUCGCGAAGAUCGAGGAGCACGUGGUGGACGGCGAGUUGAAGACGCUGCUGGUGCACCGGAAGGGGUCCACGCGCGCGUUCCCGCCGCACCACCCGCUGAUACCGGUGGAUUACCAGUACACCGGCCAGCCCGUGCUCAUCGGGGGCACGAUGGGGACGUGCUCUUACAUCUUGACCGGGACGGAGAAGGGGAUGGAGGAGACGUUUGGUAGCACGUGCCACGGCGCGGGUCGAGCUCGGAGCCGAAACAACUCCCGCAACAAGCUCGAUUACACCGAGGUGCUGGAGAAGCUCAAGACGAAGGGCAUCGCGAUUCGGGUGGCGUCGCCCAAGCUGGUGAUGGAGGAGGCGCCGGAGAGUUACAAGGACGUGACGGAGGUUGUGAACACGUGCCACGACGCGGGGAUAUCAAAGAAGGCUGUCAAGCUCCGACCAAUCGCCGUCGUCAAGGGUUGA
Molecule: messenger RNA, 1542 nt
Organism: Micromonas commoda
Lineage: Eukaryota; Viridiplantae; Chlorophyta; Mamiellophyceae; Mamiellales; Mamiellaceae
Exons: 1
Coding region: 1-1542 (513 amino acids)
Biological process (GO): tRNA splicing, via endonucleolytic cleavage and ligation
Cellular component (GO): nucleus; tRNA-splicing ligase complex
Molecular function (GO): RNA ligase (ATP) activity
Source: RefSeq, a predicted model, not a curated record